AUGGAAAAUUUUAAAAAUCCAAAAGCAAACUUACUAGCAAUUUAUCGCUUGGAAUUUUAUAAGAAACAGAAAAGUUGGAAAGUUUGUACAAACGAAAAAAAUAAAAAACGUGAUGUGAGCGGAAAAAUCAAAAAUCCUUUAAAUAAAACCUAUGAUGUGUUGCAACCCGAAACAAAUGUGUGUGAACUCAAUGAAGCUUUUAUUGAUACAUGUUCUGAAAACAUAACUUCUUCCAAUCACCAACUGUCUAACUCUGCAACAUCAACCAGUCCCAAACAUCCAACAUACAACUACCAGAAUGAAUUAUACGACUGGCAAAAUGAACAAACUUCGGACCAUCAUCCACAAAAUUAUAUCCACACUAAACUAAAUUCACCGCAAACUGAAUCCGAGUGUGUCUGGACUGGUGACAAUUUACAUUGCUAUGGUAUUGUACAAGCUUGUCCUGAUUUUAAUGGCUGUUCUGAAAAAGGUAAACUUCAAAGUUGGUUUGACAGAAAUAAAAAUUGGAGCAAUUUACCAGAAACUAACCAGCUUUGGACCAAAGAAUGUCUUGAGAUGAACGUGCUGAAUUGCGGUGAUAAUGCGACAAAUGGCUUCUACACGGCCGAAGAAACUAUACCCAAAAUGCAGUUCCCUUGGUUGCCAGACGGCGAAGAGCUCCGAAGAAUACAAGAAUAUGCCUAUUCCUAUGCUGAGGACGAGUGGGACCCUAAAAGCGAACUAUCACUCGACAGUUGGGGUGAGUUUAUGCGUGGUGCUGACAUCGCUCCACACUCCUCGGAGGUCGAGUUAAGUUUUCCAAAUGUUUUAAGCGAUGUGGAACUAGACGAGAAUACGCUGACGCGUAUGUCGUCCGCACAACUGAGGGCGGCGGUACAGAUUCACGCUCAAGUUUUGCGGCGUCUGCUGCGAGAGGAGAGUCAGCGGAAGCGCAUACGCUCAUUUCUAUCAUUGACGGACCGAACAACGGAUCGCCCUGUGAUAACACCACGCGCCGCGACAAAUUUCAGCAGCUACGACGAAUACCCCACACGCGAUAUCAGCCCUACGCCCCCUUAUUGCACGGCUUGUAAUGCAUUGCACCGCGGAAAGACCUUCACUAAGACAAUUGAAGACACAUUUGUAGCAGGAUCGCAUAAAAAUGCAGGCUUACAAGUAUUGGGAAGAGGCAGAGGAAAGGUACCAGCUGUCCCGGGGAACGAUAGCCGCAAAAGAAUUAUAGGGAUAGAAAGGGGAAGACCAUUUAGAUUAUAG
Molecule: messenger RNA, 1257 nt
Organism: Parnassius apollo (apollo)
Lineage: Eukaryota; Metazoa; Arthropoda; Insecta; Lepidoptera; Papilionidae
Source: the annotation of a GenBank genome assembly